AUGAAGGACAUCUGGUUUAAUGAAUUCAGGAAAUUGUAUAAGUGGAAUCCUGAAGAUGAGGCAAAUAUUCAGAAUUUAUUUCACAAAAAGGCUGCAAGAAGACUAUCAGACACGUUGUCGCAAGUUCGCAAAAAGUUGGCAAAAGGUGAUGCACAACCAAAUUGGAUGACUGAUCAGGUUUUGGCUCAAUACCGCAGCAUUUGGAAUACGGAGAAAUUUAAAAAGACUGUUGAGAAGAAUAAAAGAAAUAGAAAUUCAGAUUGUGGGGGAUUAGGACCGUCACUUCACACUGGAGGUUCAAUCCCUAUUACUGAGCAUAGGAGAAGAUUGAAAGAAAAACUUGGAGAAGAGCCCUCGCAUGCAGUGUUAUUCCAAGCAACACACAAAAGUAAGAAAACAAAAGAGUUUAUAUGCAAAAAGGCUCAACAAGUAAUGAAUGUGAGGGAGAAUGUGAGAGAGACAGUGUGGCAGUUUGUAAUGCAGGCAGUAAGUGUGUGUACUGAAGGCAGUAUGUACUGCAAAAUGUGAGGCAGUAAGUGUGUGUACUGAAGGCAAUGUGUACU
Molecule: messenger RNA, 563 nt
Organism: Ipomoea triloba (trilobed morning glory)
Lineage: Eukaryota; Viridiplantae; Streptophyta; Magnoliopsida; Solanales; Convolvulaceae
Exons: 4
Coding region: 1-528 (175 amino acids)
Source: RefSeq, a predicted model, not a curated record